AUGCCUUAUCCUUCGCCGAAGGAUGGAGUCCUGCCUUCUGUAGGAAAGACAACUGUUGUCUACGGCGGCUCGUCUUCUGUCGGCUCCGUAACCACCCAGCUCGCUGCAACGGCUGGGCUCCACGUCAUCACCAUUGUCGGUGUGAAGAACUUUGAUUUGUCGAAGCGUAGCGGAGCGACCGAGUGCUUCGAUCACAAGCAUCUUUUCCCGGUCGAUCGAAUUGUCAAAGCAGUUCGCAAGUCGGGACAAGAGUUUGUCGGCAUCGCUGAUGCCAUCUCGAUCCCCGAUACCAUUGCCACAGAUCUCGAGAUCCUCGAUCACCUCGGUGGUGGUCACCUUGCGCUCACGCACCCUCAUAUGGAUAAAGAGGUAUCUGGUAACAUUGAGAUAGACUGA
Macroventuria anomochaeta is the source of this 396-nucleotide messenger RNA. RefSeq lists its product as uncharacterized. NCBI's taxonomy places the organism in Eukaryota, Fungi, Ascomycota, Dothideomycetes, Pleosporales, Didymellaceae. The coding region runs from base 1 to 396 and encodes 131 amino acids. The record is from RefSeq and is a predicted model, not a curated record. Gene Ontology annotation, molecular function: oxidoreductase activity, acting on NAD(P)H. The transcript has a single exon.